Messenger RNA from Hansenula ciferrii, 2373 nucleotides. RefSeq names its product galactose-responsive transcription factor GAL4 (gene GAL4). The transcript is spliced from 2 exons. Bases 1 to 2373 code for a protein of 790 amino acids. Gene Ontology annotation, molecular function: zinc ion binding; DNA-binding transcription factor activity, RNA polymerase II-specific; RNA polymerase II cis-regulatory region sequence-specific DNA binding. The record is from RefSeq and is a predicted model, not a curated record. Gene Ontology annotation, biological process: positive regulation of transcription from RNA polymerase II promoter by galactose; DNA-templated transcription. NCBI's taxonomy places the organism in Eukaryota, Fungi, Ascomycota, Saccharomycetes, Phaffomycetales, Wickerhamomycetaceae. Gene Ontology annotation, cellular component: nucleus.
AUGAAGGCUGUUUUUAUUGAACAAGCUUGUACUUAUUCUCCAAGAGUGGUUAGAUCUCCUUUAACAAGAGUUCAUUUAACAAAAGUUGAAAAUCGUGUUAGAGAUCUUGAAAAUUUGGUUCAUGAAUUAUUACCAGAUGCUGAUGUUGAUAAAUUGUUAAGUAGACAAGUACCAAAGAGUGUUACUCCAAGAAAUCGUUCUGAAACUCAUUCUCCAAUUCAACAAUCUCCAAGACAUGAUUCUACUUUAUCAGUGGGUUCUACUGAUUCAAAUAGUUAUCAUCCAGAAGUCCCAGAAGAUGAUGUUCCAGAAGAUGCUAUCUAUGGGUUUGAUUGGGUUGAAGAAGAUGUUGAAUCUUCAGUUAAUGAUGGUAUGGCUGCUUUAAGUUUGAAUCCAUCAAAUAAAGGUUAUUUUGGUGUUGCAUCAAGUGCUGUUGUUUUAAGAGCAUUGAAAAUACCCAGAGAUGAUGAAAAUGAAGAUUCAAGUAAAAGUCCAGACUCUAGAAGUAAUUCAAGAGUUUUGGAUGUUGAUUCAACAGUAUCAUUAACUGCUAAAUAUUUGACAAAUGAAUUUGUUGAAUCAUAUUUCAAAAAUUAUCAUACUUCUUACCCAUUUAUUCAUAAAGAAACAUUUUUAGCUCAAUAUAGAGAUGAAAUUCCAACACCACCUCAUGAAAUAUGGCAAAUUUUAUUAAAUACAGUGUUAGCAUUAGGUGCUUGGUGUUUACAUGGUGAAUCUUCAAAUUUUGAUUUACAUUAUUAUCAAAAUGCUAAAUCUUAUUUAUCAUCAUAUGUUUUUGAAAGUGGUAGUAUACCAUUAUUACAAGCUUUAACAUUAUUAAGUAAUUAUACACAAAAAAGAAAUAAACCAAACACAGGUUGGAAUUAUUUAGGUCUUGCAGUAAGAAUGGCUAUGGGGUUAGGAUUAUACAAGGAAUUUUCCAAUUGGUCAUCAUCUAAAAAUCAAUUACAACUAGAAAUGAGAAGAAGAUUAUGGUGGGGCUUGUAUAUAUUUGAUGGUGGUGCUGCUAUUACAUUUGGUAGGCCAGUUAAUUUACCAAGUGAACAUAUGAUGGAUAUUGAAAAUGUAUCAAAUAUUAAUGAUAAUGAUUAUAAUUUCACAAGUUUAAAACAAGAAUUAAUUCCAGUUUCUUAUCCAACCAUUUAUUCUGGGUUGAUUGAACAAGUUAAAUUUACCCAAAUUUCAACAGAUAUUUAUAAUAGAUUAAUUUCAAAACCUUCACCUAAUGCUAAUGAAUGUUUGGCUUUGAAUAAUAAGAUUAUUGAAUUUGUUAAUCAAUUACCUGCUUUCUUUUCAGAAGAUAAUUUAACAGCUGAAAAUGCAUCAAAAAUACCAGGUGAAACUCAAACUCCAGAAUGGUUAGCAUUAACAAGAUAUAGAUUAAUUUGGAGAUAUAAAAAUCUUCAAAUUAUCUUAUUUAGAGCAUUUGUUUGGCAAAGAGUUAUUAACGCUAAAAAUCCAGAUUUUGAAGAAAUGACAAAUUCACCAGAAGGUAAAGCAUGUCGUAGAAUUUGUUUAGAAUGUGGACAUGAAACUAUUUUAUCAGUUUCAAAUUUCAUCAAUAAUCAUGAGAUUUCAGUUGUUGCAAGUUGGUAUGCUACUUUUUUCUUAUUCCAUGCUGCUUUAAUUUCAGUUGUUUGUCUAUGUUCAGAACCAACAUCAAAACAUUCUACAAGUUGGAGAAAUGAUAUCGUUCUAGCUAAAAAGGUAUUAGCAUCAUUAGCAAAAGUUAACUCUUUAGCUAAUAAAUUUAUCCUGGCUAUUGAUAAUUUAUGUGGGAAAUAUCUUGAUGAAGUUAUUGAUACUAGUGUUGAAAUACCAACAAAUGUUCCAAGUGGAUUUAAUGGGAUUACUACAGGUAAUGUUGGUCCAAGUUCAAAUUUCAUAAAAUCACCAAGUAAAGGUAUCAAAAAUGAAGAUGAAGAAAUUCCAGAUUUUGAUUUCCAAGAUCUUCCAAAUCCAAAUAAUGUUAAUGAUUUAUUGAAUUUAUUACCAUCAGAUAUUGCAAAUAUUGAAAAUGCAUCAGGUUUAAAUUUCCAUGAAUCUGGUCAAUUUGGUGAUUUAAAUCCAUCACAAAUUAAAACAGAAAAUGUUGAUGGUAACAACGGAUUUGAUCCAUUAAGUACACAAUCUAGUUCAUUAUUUUCUCAUGUCCCAAAACCUAACCAAUUAAACCAACCAUCAUCAUCAUCAACAACUGCUAAUCUUAAUAGAGAAAAUUUGGCACAAUUCCAAUCUCAACCACCAAGUCUAAAUACUACAAAUCAGAAAAAUGAAUUUGUUAAUGAUUUCUAUUCUUUAAUAUUUAAUGAUGAUCAAAAUAUGAAUAUGGAUUGGAACUUCAAAUCAUGA